This is a messenger RNA of Cuscuta campestris, 1113 nucleotides long. NCBI's taxonomy places the organism in Eukaryota, Viridiplantae, Streptophyta, Magnoliopsida, Solanales, Convolvulaceae. The record is from the annotation of a GenBank genome assembly.
GGCUGGUGUGGGGUUAUUCCCCAUCAGAAGCCCCCCACUCUCCGGGUUCCUUGGCAGCUGGCAAUGGAACGCGCGAGAGUAGAAACACUGUGGAUGGGGUGGCGGAUGGGCCCGCGUGUUGAUCGGUGGACAAGUGGUGACGUUUCGCCUUCCCAAGCAAGGUGGCAGCCCAUCAUCCAAGCCAUCAACCCAACGAAGACCCAGGCUCGCCUUGCAUCGGCGAGUCCACCGGCCAUUCCUUCAUCAGUGGAGCUGCUUCACCUUCUUCCUACCCUCCGUCGUGCCCAUGCAACUACUAGUGGAAUUGCGGCAAGCGGUACUAAGAUUAUGCGUUUCUAUGUUUUAACUCUUGUAAGGCGUGUGCGCCAUGUAUUUCCCCUUUUCCUCUUGAGGAGGACAGAGCCGAGCGCGAGUGUUGACCUUCAUCCAGGAAGAAAAUCCAGGUAUGGCCUAUGCUCGUCCAUCCUUUUGAGGAGGCCAGAGCCGAGCGCGAGCAUUGACCUUCACCCGAGAAGAACAUCUGGGGAGGAGCGUCGAGCGCGAAUGUUUGACCUUCAUCCGGGAAGAACAUCCGGGUAUGGCCUGCGCUUGACUUCCCUCCCCAAAGAGGAGCUCCAAGCGCGAGUGUUUGACCUCCAUCCGGGAAGAACAUCCGGGUAUGGUCUGCGCUCGACCUUCCUCCUGAGGAGGAGCGCCGAGCACGAGUCUUUGACCUUCGUCCCGGAAGAACAUCCGGAGGAGCGCCGAGCACGAGUGUUUGACCUCCAUCCAGGAAGAACAUCCGGGUACGGCCUGCGCUUGACUUCCCUCCCCAAGGAGGAGCGCCGAGCGCGAGUCUUCGACCUCCAUCCGGGAAGAACAUCCGGGCAUGGUCUGCGCUCGGCCUUCCUCCUGAGGAGGAGCGCCAAGCGCGAGUGUCUGACCUUCAUCCGGGAAGAACAUCCGGGUAUGACUGUUUGUUUCAGCCUCUUAAUGGUUCAGAUGUCUGAAUGGUUAAGAGAUUUGCCUCUGAAUGGUUAAGUAUUAUACAGAGUCUGAAUGGUUAAGAGCUGUUAUCUGAAUUGAUCAGACAUUUGCCUCUGAAUAGUUAAGCAAUAUACUAGCUCUUAAUGG